AUGGCCCCUCAGAAGAAGAGCAAGAAGGAUGCCAACAGCAUCAACUCCAAGUUGGCGCUGGUCAUGAAGUCCGGCAAGGUCACUCUCGGCUACAAGUCUACGCUGAAGAGCCUUCGUUCCGGCAAGGCCAAGCUGAUCAUCAUCGCUGGCAACACUCCCCCUCUCCGCAAGAGCGAGCUGGAGUACUACUCCAUGCUGUCCAAGGCCCCCAUCCACCACUUCGGCGGCAACAACGCCUGGCUGCUCUUCGCGAGCAAAUCUCUGCUUAGCAAGAACCAAGCGUUCUUUGCGACCUACCCAGAGAAAAAGUCGUCUCGACUUUGGAGGGUUCACAUUGGCUUACUCUUUACCCUGCAGAUUGAGCUGGGCACCGCUUGCGGUAAGCUCUUCCGUUGCUCCACCAUGGCCAUCCUCGAUGCCGGUGACUCCGACAUCUUGAGCGACCAGCAGGCUUAA
Molecule: messenger RNA, 456 nt
Organism: Purpureocillium lilacinum
Lineage: Eukaryota; Fungi; Ascomycota; Sordariomycetes; Hypocreales; Ophiocordycipitaceae
Source: RefSeq, a predicted model, not a curated record